AUGCGGCUGAAGGAUCAGCAGAGUAAGUGGUCCGGAAAGACAGGAGGAGGCCGUCAGAGAGCAGAGAAGCUUGAGAUUGUGGAGCGGGUGCUCGUAUUGUUUUUCCACUACUCGCAAGGGCAGGUGUAUCCGGGGAAUUACCCACCGUUUAAGGACAGGAUCAGCUGGGCUGGAGACCUCGACAAGAAAGAUGCGUCAAUCAACAUAGAAAAUAUGCAGUUUAUACACAACGGCACCUAUAUUUGUGAUGUCAAGAACCCUCCUGACAUUGUUGUUCAGCCAGGACACAUUAGGCUCUAUGUUGUAGAGAAAGAGAUCUUGCCCGUGUUUCCAGUUUGGGUGGUGGUGGGUAUAGUUACUGCCGUGGUCCUAGGGCUCACUCUGCUCAUCAGCAUGAUCCUGGCUGUCCUCUAUAGAAGGAGAAACUCUAAACGAGACUACACUGGCUGCAGUACAUCAGAGAGUGUCUCACCGGUUAAGCAGGCUCCCCGGAAGUCCCCCUGCGACACAGAGGGUCUAGUAAAGAGCCUGCCUUCUGGAUCUCACCAGGGCCCAGUCAUAUAUGCGCAGUUAGACCACUCUGGCGGACAUCACAGUGACAAGAUUAACAAGUCAGAGUCUGUGGUGUAUGCGGACAUCCGGAAAAAUUGA
Molecule: messenger RNA, 651 nt
Organism: Puma concolor (puma)
Lineage: Eukaryota; Metazoa; Chordata; Mammalia; Carnivora; Felidae
Source: RefSeq, a predicted model, not a curated record